Tripterygium wilfordii is the source of this 1173-nucleotide messenger RNA. RefSeq names its product zinc finger A20 and AN1 domain-containing stress-associated protein 6-like. Gene Ontology annotation, molecular function: DNA binding; zinc ion binding. The record is from RefSeq and is a predicted model, not a curated record. The transcript has a single exon. The coding region runs from base 438 to 956 and encodes 172 amino acids. Lineage: Eukaryota; Viridiplantae; Streptophyta; Magnoliopsida; Celastrales; Celastraceae.
ACAAGCUGCUUCUCUAAUUCUCAUUUUCACCCUCGCUAACUCUCCCUCAUCAGUCUCUUUGUAUCCUCCGCUGCUCGAAUCGGUUCGUAGUAUUUACUCUCGCCGUCGCACGAGCGCCAUCGAUUCAUGUCCCCACCAACCACCUUCGCUUCGAUCUUUCUAGAAGAAUUCACUGAUAGGAAAGAGCCGUUCUCAUCUUCGUGAGUUCUUCCCUGUGUAUGUUUCUCCUCACUGUUUAUUGAUUGCUUUUAUGCUUCGUUUUCACGAGCUUUGUCGAAUUUUAGAUUUCUGAGAUCAGAUCGGUUUGUAAGGUUUUUGUUAUUGCGAUGGGCUCUGGCGAGGGUUUCUGAAUUUUUUUUUUUAGUUUUUUGAAAGACGGUUUCAAUUCAUUUGUAUCUAUCUAUAUAUAGUAAGAAUACAAAAGAAAUUAGUAAAUAAUGGAGCAAGAGUCUCAAAAGAGAAAGCUAGAAGGGACUGCCGGCGAGCCCAUGAAUGCUCCAAUUCAUUGUGUGAAUAAUUGUGGAUUCUUUGGGAGCCCCAAUACAAAUAAUCUCUGCUCCAAAUGCUACAAAGAAUCCCUUCUCAAACAACCAAAAGCGCAAACACCACCCAGAGAGGAACAUGAUGUGGUUGUGAUUGUAGACAAGAAAGACGAAGUGGGUGUAGAUAAUCAAAUUAUUGAAACCUCAACACAACAUUUAGAAACCAAAACUAGUCAAGUGGAGGAAGGAGCUACUUCAGGGAGCCCUUUGAAGCGGCCGGUGCUGAAUCGGUGCAGCUUCUGCAGGAAGCGCGUUGGGCUGACAGGGUUCAAGUGCCGCUGUGGGCAGACCUUCUGCUCUCAGCACCGCUACUCUGACAAGCAUAAUUGUGCCUUUGAUUACAAAAGUGCAGGCCAGGAUGCCAUUGCCAAGGAAAAUCCUGUUGUGAAGCCAGAUAAGAUGGAGAAGAUAUGAGAUGGGAAGGAGUUUGAUAUAUAUUUGGUAGUAUGGUUUCUUCUCUAAUCUCUAUAGGCUCCUAAGGAUGAUACUUUUGAUGUGUUGGCGAAUAAUGUUUUUACAUUUAUAUAUUUAUUUGUCUGUAUAUAGUUUGGUUGAUUGUUGCGUGCUUAAUGGAGUUCAAUGUGAAAGUUUGAGGUUAUUUAUUAAGUAGUGAUUUAAAUAGCCUUAUACU